Molecule: messenger RNA, 2010 nt
Organism: Cheilinus undulatus (humphead wrasse)
Lineage: Eukaryota; Metazoa; Chordata; Actinopteri; Labriformes; Labridae
Product: cytochrome P450 2J4-like
Exons: 9
Coding region: 64-1560 (498 amino acids)
Biological process (GO): xenobiotic metabolic process
Cellular component (GO): intracellular membrane-bounded organelle; cytoplasm
Molecular function (GO): iron ion binding; heme binding; oxidoreductase activity, acting on paired donors, with incorporation or reduction of molecular oxygen, reduced flavin or flavoprotein as one donor, and incorporation of one atom of oxygen
Source: RefSeq, a predicted model, not a curated record
GUAAACUGUCGACCUGCUGAUGUUGCUCAGUGAAUAUUUACGCUAGCACAGAUAAACUUUCUAAUGGAGACAAUUACAAGUUUACUUGGGAUUGAGUGGCUGGACUGGAAAAGUAUUUUGAUAUUUUCCCUUGUUUUCUUGUUAUUAGCUGAUGUUUUGAACAACAGAGUGCCCUCAAACUUUCCCCCGGGACCGUGGGCUCUUCCUCUGAUCGGUAACCUUCAUCAGAUCCAGCCAAGCAGACUUUACCUGCAGUUCACCGAGUUUGCAGGGAAGUAUGGGAAGAUUUUCAGUGUUCGACUCUUUGGUGGAAGGAUUGUGGUCCUUAAUGGCUACGACCUUCUGAGGGAGGCCCUGGUUCAAAGAGGAGAGGACUACGUGGAUCGCCCCAUAGUACCACUUUUUACAGACAUUGGUGGGAAUAAAGGUCUGGUGGUAUCAAAUGGCAAUCCAUGGAAGCAACAGAGGAGAUUUGCUCUUCAUACACUGAGAAACUUUGGAGUGGGCAAGAAAUCCCUGGAGCCAUCCAUCCAGCAGGAGUGCCAAUAUCUCGCUGAGGCUUUUGCCAGUUAUCAAGGCCGGCCUUUCAAUGCCCAGCAACUGCUAUCCAAUGCUGUGUCCAAUGUCAUCUGCUGCCUGGUGUUUGGGGAGCGUUAUGAGUACACUGACAAGCAGUUCCAGAGUAUUCUUCACGCCUUCAAUGAGAUUGUGUAUGUGCAGGGAACUCUAGGUGCACAGAUGUAUAACAUGAUGCCGUGGCUGAUGAAGUGGCUUCCUGGAUCUCACCAGAAGUUUUUUACAUUGGCACAGAAGGUCAUUGACUUCAUUAAAAUUAAAAUCAGAGAACACAAGGACAGCUUUGAUUCCUCUUCACCAAGAGACUACAUUGACUGCUUCCUCGCAGAGAUGGGAGAGAAGGAGGACCAAGAGUCUGGUUUUGAUAUUGAGAAUUUGUGUUUUUGCACUCUUGACCUGUUUGGUGCCGGAACUGAAACUACUGCCACUACUUUACACUGGGGACUGCUUUACAUGAUCUACUACCCUCAAAUACAAGAGAAAGUCCAGGCUGAGAUUGAUGCCAUCAUUGGUCCAUCCAGAGUACCUUCACUAAGUGACAGAGAAAACAUGCCCUACACUAACGCAGUCAUCCAUGAAAUCCAGAGAAUGGGGAACAUUGUUCCAUUAAAUGUGGUUCGCAUGGCAUCCAAGGACACCACACUGGACAAGUACACAAUCCCAAAGGGCACCAUGGUCAUGGCCACCCUGAAUUCUGUUCUACAUGAUGAGACCAUGUGGGAAACUCCACAUUCCUUCAACCCUCAGCACUUCCUGGAUCAAAAUGGCCAAUUUAGGAGGAGAGAUGCCUUCCUUCCCUUUUCAGCAGGGAAGCGUGUGUGUCUUGGGGAGCAGCUGGCCAGGAUGGAAUUAUUCCUCUUUUUCACUUCCCUUCUUCAGAGGUUUUCUUUCACUGCACCUGAAGGAGAGCAGCCCAGUCUGGAGUUCAAGCUUGGAGGCACUCGCUGUCCCAAACCUUACCGCCUCUGCGCUGUAUUAAAAUAAACUGACGACUGUCUGAGAGUAACAAUCUAUGGUCCACAUGCAGACAACACUGUUCUGGCAUAUUUACAUUUAGGAUAAUAAUAGAAACCUUCUAUACUCUUCCUGUAAUUAAAGUUAAACUUUACCAGAAAAUAUUUUACUCUUUACUUCCUGCUAAAUAGACCUUCUAUGAACACUUAUGACAGAUGUGCUCAAAUAUGUUUUGUCAGAUAAUCACUCAGAACUUCAUUUAUGAUCAUUCAGUUACAAACUGAAUUUGCUAGAUUUAAUGAAUGAGUGUUAACAUAACUGGUCGCUGCAUGUGCUUCUUUCAGACUGCUAUUUGCUCAUGUUCUCACUGUAAUUUGGGCUGAUUUCUCAGAUUAGAGAAUCAACAAGCACAUGUACAUUACUGUGUAAUUUUUAAAAUCUAAUAUGCAACAAACUGGACCUGCUGGACAAAUUAUGUCU